CCGGAUAUCCGGUUGCUCCGUUGAUCAACGUCAGAGUCACACCAGUUAGUGGACAUUUGUGGAGUUUUUUUUGGAGCAACAUUUGCUUGUCAGUCAGAGGCAAAAGUCCACAGCUGGGUCGCACCACAACACUACAAACAUGACCAAGCAUGAGUUUGAGGUGGCGAUGACGUGUGAGGGAUGCUCCGGAGCUGUGACCAGAAUCCUCAACAAACUGGAAGAUGUGAAGUUUGAGAUCGACCUGCCGAAGAAGCUCGUCUGGAUUGAGUCCGACAGAGACGUGGAGUUUCUCACGGACACGCUGAAGAAAUGCGGGAAGGAGGUCAAGUACAACGGCACCAAGUGAAGGAGGAUGUGCUUCACGGAGCAGGAAAUCAUGGCUGCUGAUCCAAAAUGAAGAUUUAUGCUGCAACUGAAG
Molecule: messenger RNA, 418 nt
Organism: Anarrhichthys ocellatus (wolf-eel)
Lineage: Eukaryota; Metazoa; Chordata; Actinopteri; Perciformes; Anarhichadidae
Gene: atox1
Product: antioxidant 1 copper chaperone
Exons: 4
Coding region: 140-346 (68 amino acids)
Biological process (GO): copper ion transport
Cellular component (GO): cytosol
Molecular function (GO): copper chaperone activity; metal ion binding
Source: RefSeq, a predicted model, not a curated record